Messenger RNA from Cercospora beticola, 912 nucleotides. Its product is annotated as SDR family oxidoreductase. NCBI's taxonomy places the organism in Eukaryota, Fungi, Ascomycota, Dothideomycetes, Mycosphaerellales, Mycosphaerellaceae. The record is from RefSeq and is a predicted model, not a curated record.
AUGUCUACAAGUAACCCUCCUGCCGCACGGCGCGACUUCACCGCCCGAACCCAUGCUACAAGCUAUCCAUACAUCUCGCCACUAUCACAAGACCUUUCUGGAGCUCACGUGCUUAUUACUGGAGCGGCCUGGGAGGAUGGCGUAGGCUAUGCAACCGCUAAGGCCUUUGCACGGGCCGGUGCUUCUGCCAUUGCUGUGAUAGACCUUCACGGAGUCUCUGAUCAACUUGUCUCCCAACUCAAGGCUGCUGCUGUGGAAGCAGGUCGUCCGGAACCACUCGUGCUCAGCGGCCAUGUCGACAUCUCUCAAAAGGAGAGCGUAUCGGUGUUCCAAAAGACACUUUCCGAAGCCUUCAAUGAUCGGCUGGAUAUUCUUGUCAACAAUGCUGCCCACCAAGAGCCAUAUGGGUCGGUGUUGGACGCGGACCCAGAUGUAUACUGGAGGACGUGGGAGGUCAAUGUUCAUGGACUGUUCAAUAUGACUCGUGCAUUCCUACCAAUGCAGAUUCGCACCCGCAAAGACCAUGGCGGUCUAUGUACUAUGAUCAAUGUAUCAUCUUCUGGAGCGCUGAGCGUGCGAAAAGGCGGUGCCAGCUAUAGAUCAUCGAAACUUGCCGUACUCCGCUGGACAGAAGCACUGAACCUGGAACACGGUGAUGACGGCCUACUUACCUUCUGCGUCAACCCAGGAGCGAUCAAAACUCAGAUGACUAUCAACGAGCCUGGGGAGUUGCGUAACAAGUUGCCGCAUAAACAAGAAAUCGCAGGCGAUACUAUCGCUUGGCUGGCCUCGGAACGAAGGGAGUGGCUUGGCGGAAGGUACAUCAGCUGCCCAUGGGACAUGGAAGAGCUCAUGGCCAGAAAAGACGAGAUUGUGGAAGGCGACAAACUGAAGGUCCGCAUGCAGUUUUGA